Molecule: messenger RNA, 4180 nt
Organism: Talpa occidentalis (Iberian mole)
Lineage: Eukaryota; Metazoa; Chordata; Mammalia; Eulipotyphla; Talpidae
Gene: PRKCE
Product: protein kinase C epsilon
Exons: 16
Coding region: 251-2464 (737 amino acids)
Biological process (GO): protein phosphorylation
Molecular function (GO): ATP binding; diacylglycerol-dependent, calcium-independent serine/threonine kinase activity
Source: RefSeq, a predicted model, not a curated record
ACCGCCCCCUCCCCCUCCCGGACUCGAAAUUUCCCGGGGAUUAUGUUUCGGAAAGGAACCCAGCGAGGAAAUACAUGCACUCGCUGAGAAUCGCCCGAGCCAGAACGCUGCGCUACAAGGUGUAGGGAGACCGUGGGGUGGGGCGGCCGGCGACCCAGGAGUCCCCGUGGCCGAGCGCCCGGGCGUCGGUUCUUCAUUCCUGCCCUCGGGGCGGACGGAGUGACCCCGACCCCUACUCUCCGCCCCGACCAUGGUAGUGUUCAAUGGCCUUCUUAAGAUCAAAAUCUGUGAGGCCGUGAGCUUGAAGCCCACAGCCUGGUCUCUGCGCCAUGCGGUGGGACCCCGACCGCAGACUUUCCUUCUGGACCCCUACAUCGCCCUCAACGUGGACGACUCGCGCAUCGGCCAAACGGCCACCAAACAGAAGACCAACAGCCCGGCCUGGCACGACGAGUUCGUCACCGAUGUGUGCAACGGGCGCAAGAUCGAGCUGGCGGUCUUCCACGAUGCCCCCAUCGGCUACGACGACUUCGUGGCCAACUGCACCAUCCAGUUUGAGGAGCUGCUGCAGAACGGGAGCCGCCACUUCGAGGACUGGAUUGAUCUGGAGCCAGAAGGAAGAGUGUAUGUGAUCAUCGAUCUCUCGGGAUCAUCGGGUGAAGCCCCUAAAGACAAUGAAGAGCGUGUGUUCAGGGAGCGCAUGCGGCCCAGGAAGCGGCAGGGUGCCGUCAGACGCAGGGUCCACCAGGUCAAUGGCCACAAGUUCAUGGCCACCUACCUUCGGCAGCCCACCUACUGCUCCCACUGCAGAGAUUUUAUCUGGGGUGUCAUAGGAAAGCAGGGAUACCAAUGUCAAGUUUGCACGUGCGUGGUCCACAAGCGAUGCCACGAGCUGAUCAUUACGAAGUGUGCUGGAUUAAAGAAGCAGGAAGCUCCCGACGAGGUGGGCUCCCAGAGGUUCAGCGUCAACAUGCCUCACAAGUUCGGAAUCCACAACUACAAGGUGCCCACCUUCUGUGACCAUUGUGGGUCCUUGCUCUGGGGCCUCUUGCGACAGGGCUUGCAGUGCAAAGUCUGCAAGAUGAACGUUCACCGGCGCUGUGAGACCAAUGUGGCCCCCAACUGUGGGGUGGACGCCCGAGGAAUUGCCAAAGUGCUAGCUGACCUCGGUGUCACGCCCGACAAGAUCACCAACAGUGGCCAGAGGAGGAAAAAGCUCAUUGCUGGUGCCGAGUCUCCACAGCCUGCUUCUGGAAGCUCACCGUCUGAGGAAGACCGAUCCAAGUCGGCACCCACCUCUCCAUGUGACCAGGAAAUAAAAGAACUUGAAAAUAACAUCCGGAAGGCCUUGUCAUUUGACAACCGAGGGGAGGAGCACAGGGCAGCUUCGUCCGCCGAUGGCCAGCUGGCGAGCCCUGGUGAGAACGGUGAAGUCCGGCAAGGCCAAGCCAAGCGCUUGGGCCUGGAUGAGUUCAACUUCAUCAAGGUGUUGGGCAAAGGCAGCUUUGGCAAGGUGAUGUUGGCAGAGCUUAAGGGCAAAGAUGAAGUAUAUGCUGUGAAGGUCUUAAAGAAGGACGUCAUCCUGCAGGAUGAUGAUGUGGACUGCACAAUGACAGAGAAGAGGAUCUUGGCUCUGGCACGGAAACACCCUUACCUAACUCAACUCUACUGCUGCUUCCAGACCAAGGACCGCCUCUUUUUUGUCAUGGAGUAUGUGAACGGUGGAGACCUCAUGUUCCAGAUUCAGCGCUCCCGCAAAUUUGAUGAGCCUCGCUCCCGAUUCUAUGCUGCAGAGGUUACAUCAGCCCUCAUGUUCCUCCACCAACAUGGGGUCAUCUACAGGGAUUUGAAACUGGACAACAUCCUUCUGGAUGCAGAAGGUCACUGUAAGCUGGCUGACUUUGGGAUGUGCAAGGAGGGCAUUCUGAACGGCGUGACGACCACCACCUUCUGUGGGACUCCUGACUACAUCGCUCCUGAGAUCCUGCAGGAGCUGGAGUAUGGCCCCUCAGUGGACUGGUGGGCGCUAGGGGUGCUGAUGUACGAGAUGAUGGCUGGGCAGCCCCCCUUUGAGGCUGACAAUGAAGAUGACCUGUUCGAGUCCAUCCUUCAUGACGACGUGCUCUACCCAGUCUGGCUCAGCAAGGAGGCCGUCAGCAUCCUGAAAGCUUUCAUGACCAAGAACCCCCACAAGCGCCUGGGCUGCGUGGCAGCACAGAACGGGGAGGAUGCCAUCAAGCAGCACCCCUUCUUCAAAGAGAUCGACUGGGUGCUCCUGGAGCAGAAAAAGAUCAAGCCACCCUUCAAACCUCGAAUUAAAACCAAAAGAGACGUCAAUAACUUUGACCAAGACUUUACCCGGGAAGAGCCAGUACUCACGCUCGUGGAUGAAGCGAUUGUGAAGCAGAUCAACCAGGAGGAAUUCAAAGGCUUCUCCUACUUUGGUGAAGACCUCAUGCCCUGAGUAGCUGCUCCAGGUGGAGUUUGGUGAUGCUGCAAGAAGCGGUGCCGAGAUUCCGAUUUUCCAGAGGCUCAGAAGGUCUUGAACUACUUCUCCCCAGGGACCCAGUUCCCUGUCCACUCUCUAUUUAUUGCAUUCCCUGACCCCUGGCCGGUCCCUCCCUCCUUCUACCCGGUAAACCACGAAUAAUGCAGAAUCACGUGGGGUUAGCAGUUUACGGGACACAUUGCCUUGUUUGGUCUGUUGGUAAGCCAAGUCCCUCUCCUCGGGGGUGCCUGGCAGUGAGGCAACUUCAAUUCUUUUACUGUAAAGAGGAAAAAAGGUAGGCAAGUUGACUCUGGCUCCGCUAUUGGACGGAGCGUCUGGGCCACUGUCAUGUAUCACCUCGUGACACACCCCCACCCCCACCCCCGCCUGCCACCCUCUGCCUUUCUGUCCAGGAGAAGAGACUGGUGCUUCCUCGGCAUGGGGGUGGGCACCCUUGGGUCGUGCCUGUGAAGAAGAGGAAUAGAGAGAGGCACGGGCGGCCACCUGUGCUGGUUUGCUCUGGGACGGCUAAUUCUUGCUUGCUUUGGUCUUAGCUGUCGGGCAUGCCGAAGUUGUGUAAGCAUGUAUCUCAUGGAAGAGUUCUCUCCUUAUAGAAAAAGCAAUUUGAUUUUGAACUCUGUUAACAUUUGAAAAAAUAUAUAUAUUUUCAAAUUUGCUUUCUAAUUGGCCAAAAAAUAUAAAAUCCAAUAUUAACUGCAGGUAGAUAUUAAAGGGCUAAUAUAAAAUGAGAAACCAGUUGUCCAAGGCUGUGGUGUUAAUGCUGUAGUGGCUUCACGUAGAGAGUCUAUGUGAAGCAAGAGGAAAGGAAACAAGUCGCCUCCUCAUUAUCUUAGUUCUGCCUGAAUGCAAAGGUCACUGCAGUGAUGGCUAAGACCCUGGGGUUCCAGCCAAAUUUGGCUCCCAAAUUCUCUUUCCAGUUUCAUCCUAAGUUCCCAGCAUAAACUCUUAUUUAUUUUCUGCAACAGUGUGUUCUUUUUGCACACUUCUACAAAAUCGUAGUACUACUGUGUUGUGGUUUUUAUUAAACAUUAAACAUGUAAAGUUAAAUAUGAAAUGUCUGUUUUCGGAAUAAGCAGAAUGAGGAUAAGACCUGGGUUUUCCAGAGGAUACCAAAAGACAGAAGAGCACCUUGUUUGAAAACGGACAAUGUGGCAAGAGGUCAUGGAACUUUCGUUUCUGUGUGACAUAUAAUGGCAACUCCUAUGGACAUUAUUUAAUGGAUGUGAUGUUACCUCCUGUAGAUACGCUAACAGUGUUACAUUCAUUGAUUUCCAAGGGUUUUCUGUGGCUUCGUGUAUAUGUUUCCUGGAGGUCAUUUGAUUAUCUGUUUUACUGAACUGAUUUAGCAGGGAAUGGAAUCCAUUCCAACCGUUGCACGUGGAUUUCCUAGCUGCCCCUAAAUAUAUAUACUUGUGAGUGGCAAAGUGGCACUAAUGAAGCUUUUUGCCUUUUGUACAUUUGAGAUUUUUGUAUAUAGUGUUUGCUGCAAGGCCUGUGGAAUUAAUUCAUUGACUUUAGAGGUAUCAACUGCUGCAUGUUCAGGCAUAUUAUAAAACUUUAGUCUAUGAAAGAAUAAUUAUAAUAAUGUCCAGGUGCAAUACUCUGUAAGUGUAUUGGUUCAAGUUACCGAGAGAUAAAGUGUGUUAUUUUCUUUCUUGGUUUCUUUUUUUU